Messenger RNA from Formica exsecta, 3017 nucleotides. RefSeq lists its product as uncharacterized. The transcript is spliced from 9 exons. Gene Ontology annotation, molecular function: zinc ion binding. NCBI's taxonomy places the organism in Eukaryota, Metazoa, Arthropoda, Insecta, Hymenoptera, Formicidae. The coding region runs from base 713 to 2383 and encodes 556 amino acids. The record is from RefSeq and is a predicted model, not a curated record.
GAGAGAGAAAAAAAAGAGUUAAAAGUUCACUGAGAAAAAGAUAAAUCUAAGGAAUUUGCAUUUCAACAUCGGCAACAUAAUUUCAUUGAAUGCACAUAAUUUGAUAUAUAGAUAUACCUAAAAAAAAAAAAAAUCCUGACGAAAUUGGAUAUAAUCGACAAACACACAGAUCUAUCAUUGGCGAGGGAGUUGGACAAGUCAGUUCUAAUGCAUCAUCGAAAUCAGGCAUUCUAUUUUCGUCGAUGGUGGUUUUUUAUGGCCGGAAUUAGAUGGUCUCUCGAGUAAAGAAUUUAUAUCAUCGAAAGGAUUCAAAGCUGGACGAAAUGCAUAGUAUGAAGAAAGAUUCUUCGUUUUUUAUCCGAUGCAAUUGUUUGGACGCGAUUGAUUUUUAAUGGACUACAUCUCUGAAGAAUUGAGGUCGAUGCGUAGCUCGAUGCGACGUUUCGUUGCGCAGCAAGCAACAGUGACCAACACCAACAUUGACCAGCGACCAGUGACAGCUGACUAAUGUAACGCGACGCUUGUCCUCGCGUCAUUCCGUACGCUUGUACUCACUUUGUACCCACGGCAAGACUGUGCACAACAUUACGCACACAAUAUUGAUUAAUAUUAAUGGGGAAGAAUCAUCAUUUUCCCGAUAGGAAGAAUUAAUUUCUGCUGUUAAAGUUUUUCCAGAGAUUGUAUCAGAGCAGUUGCUCUGUAUUGAGCGAUCAUGGAACAAGUGAUCGCACUAAGUACACAAAAUCCAUUGUCUAUAUUAGUUAAAUUUGGUAUGAUGGCUUGGAACAAUAGUUGUGGAAUUGAGAAUUGCUCUGGUCAUGGGGAAUGCCACAAUGGAACUUGCUUAUGCGAGAUUCAAUUUGAUGGACCAGAAUGUCAUAUUCCAAAUCUAAGUUAUUACGUUGCUUUUGCUACAAUCUUUUUUUUAUUAGCUUUUGUUUGCUUGAUACAACUUGUCAUGUGCAUUGUUGCUGAAUGGCAAAGAAUGAAGGCACCAUCAUUUUUGAGAGCAUGCAGGGUUACUACUCAAAAAGUGUUAUACUUUGUAGUUUUUCUUGCAUCAGUUAUACGAGGUGCAUAUUUUACAUCACCGACUUCCUUCAAAGAGGGAUGGUCCAGAAGUUUGCUAUCAGCGUAUUAUCCACUACUUUUGAGUGGAUCAUCGUUGAUUGUUUGUUUUUGGGCCGAAGUAUUUCAUCUCAGAGACAUUCGAUGGGACAAACCUCAGUUUUUAUCAAAAUCUUUUCUGGCUUUUGUUGUCUUCAAUAUAAUAACAUAUUCCCUUCUAUUAGCGGAAUUUAUCACAGCUCAAAAAUAUUCACAAGAAGAUCAAAGUUUCUAUACACAUGUAUUCAAUGGCUGUUAUGCAGUGCUCCUGUUUAUUGUAGUGGUUUUAUUUUUGAUAUAUGGAGUGGAAGUCUUUUUCAAGGUUCGUGGUGGAUUCUUAAAUGAAUAUCGAGUCGCUUCCAUUGCAACAAAUAAACGUAUAGCUGAUGAAAUAAAGAUCCAUGCCGAGGAUCAAGUAACAGCAAAAUUAUUCGAUCCAGUUCCAUCUACAUCUGCAGCAGAGCCUUUGCACAUGCAACAAGUGAAUACAUCCCAACUACAUCAAUCAAGAUUUGGAUUACUCUCUCAAGCGUUUAUGCUGUUCAUAAUCGUCGGUUUUCUAUUCAGUGAGACUCUCAGUGAAUUUUGGAAAACAAAUCCGGAACAAUUGUGGAUUCUAAACCCGAAGCGUAUAUUGAAAAGAUUGGACCUGGAUCAGGGGAAACACAUAAAAGAAAUUGAACUGCAAGAAAAGAGUACAUCCCAAGAUACUGCGUUUCUUUCUACAGACGCAGCAUCAAUCAAUAGCAAAGAUUGUUGGAUUUGUUAUGAUAGUGAUAGACAAGAUGCUGGUCCAUUAAUACAACCGUGCCAUUGUAGAGGUGAUGUAAGUGCUGUACAUCAUGAUUGCUUGCGUCGUUGGCUUGUCGAGAGUUCUGUCAAUGCUGACAGCCUCAUUUGUAAAGUUUGCAAUGCAAAAUACAAUGUUGAACAUGCCAGUCGAUUAGAUUGGCAAAAUAGUUUAACUCCACGCCAUUGUUUACAAACUAUUGCUAUUGUUACCAUGAUGUGUGCAUCUUCUGCUGCCGCAUGGGUAGUUAUUCAACUUGUAGAAGGGCCCAUCAUCAGAAUGCUCGCAGCUGGAACUGCAUUAUUGAUUAUGUACGUCUGCAUAAGAUUCUUGAGCUUGAACACUGUUGUAGCAUAUCAACGGGCCAAAAUCUCGUCGUUAAAUAUCGUUAACAGUGAUAGUGAGAGUAGUGGGACUGCACAUGUCACAACAAUUAGUCACACAAUUUCUGUGGAUGUGACAAAAUCGGAUGUGGCUACAAUAUAAUCUAUACUUGCCAUUGCAUUAUAAAACAUAGGUAUGCUUCCUGCUUGAAAUAAAUUCAAGAUAGGAAAAUUAUUAAUAAUGUAGAUGUGUAUAUUUGUUUUUAUAAACAUAAGCAUAUAUAUAUAUAGUGACAAAGAUUAAGACGCAGUACAUUUUCUCAAUCAGAAUUUUUAUAUACUUUUUGUAAAAUAACAAAGUUAUUUUAUAAAACGUAGAUAAAAUGCUAAGAAGAAAUGUACUAUGCCUACAAUUUCACGGAAGGAUAAAACAGUUGCCAAACUUUCAUAUUUUACGUCUCCCGAUUAAUUGAUUAUAUAUUUCUAAAUGAAUAAAAUGCAAACUAAUUUUGGGUAUAUAGAGAAACCCCAUAUUUUACAUUAUAUAUAAUGUAUAUAAUACAUUGCGUUACAAAAUAUUUGCAAGAUUUCAUAAGAUGGAUAAAAAUAAGUUAUAUAACUCCAGUUACUUUAAUUAUUUUGUUAGUGUAUUUUUUCUAUAUGUAUAUUUCAUAUAUUAUAUAUUUCACAUUCGUAAAGAAGAGUAUCUUUAGAAUUUGUCUGAUAUGUCAACUGUUUCAAAAAAUUGCUUUGAGAGAACUAGCAUAUAUAUAUAUGCUAGUUAUAUAUAUAUAUGC